CCGUUUCGGUGUCUGUAUGUUUUGGUGAGGCCACGUACAUUUGGGAACGAAGUGAUGAUGCCUUGAUUAAGAUCUUUAUUCUAGAUCUAGAUGCCACUUGCUCGACGAGAAUAAACUUAAAUUUGCUGCAGUUUUGGUUGGAACCAUUUCUCUUUUUCAAGAAAUGGAAGGCAGAUAUAAUACAAGAAGUCCGGCUGUGAAAAGGCUGAUGCGAGAGGCUCAGGAACUAAGUGAACCCACAGACCAGUAUUUUGCGCAACCUUUGGAGGACAACUUAUUUGAAUGGCAUUUCACCGUGAGAGGGCCAGCUGAUUCUGACUUUCAGAGUGGCAUCUAUCAUGGGCGGAUCAUAUUGCCUGUAGACUACCCAAUGAAACCUCCAAGUAUAAUCUGGCUCACACCCAAUGGAAGGUUUGAGACCAACAAAAAAAUCUGCCUAAGCAUCUCUGGCCAUCACCCGGAAUCAUGGCAACCGUCGUGGUCAAUUCGAACUGCCCUGCUGGCCAUCAUUGGGUUUAUGCCCACCCAUCCUGGUGGAGCUAUUGGAUCAUUGGACUAUACACCUGAAGAGCGUAAAACUCUAGCAAAAAAGAGCCGGGACUGGAAGUGUCCGAGCUGUGGUGAUGUUCAGAACAACCUGUUGGAGCCCAGCACUGAGUCAAAAAGUACAUCUCAGGAGGCAAAAGAGUUGGCCGCUCAGAUUAAUUUUCAGGGAGAGAAGUCAAAGAAGUCUAGUGCAGGGAAUCCUGUAGCAUCUUCUGCAGCCAAAUCAUCAAACUUGGAAGCCCCAGUACAGACAUCUCCCAGUAAUGUUGGCACAGCUGGAGGCAACAAUCCAGUCACAGCCACGCCAGCUGCACAAACAACUCCUUUCCCCCUGCCGUUCCCUCGUCUCUCUCCUUGGGGCACCGGCACACCUGCCCAGGCCAUGCCUGGUUCUCAAGUUUGGAACCCCUCUGCCAUGUCUCAACCUUCGGGUGUAGCAGCCAUGAUGCCACGUUUCCCGUACCCACCUAGCCACUACCCAAGUGGUUACACGAGUCCCUUUUACCCUUCAGGCUUUCCGAUGCCUGGUGGUUUGAAUAUGUUCCCUUAUCCCUUCCCAGCUCCUCUCGGGAUGAGGCUCCCUUCACACCAGAAUACAUCACCCCCUCAUCCAGUGAACACAGCUGCCUCAGAGCCUGCAAAUGCAGGUCCUGCUGACUUAAGAGGUCAAGGUGUCUCUACGUCUUCUUCUACAAGCCAGCCUAGGUACACGCGCUCGCCCAUGGUUUCUUCCCUGCACGCUUCUCCUUCUAGAAACUUGGGAGCAGCUGCGGAAUCUCCUGUCUCGGAAAGUGAUGUUGGAAAAACAGAAAGCCCUGCCAAGGAUGAAGUGAUGGCAGAACUUCUCAGCAAAGUGAAACGUGUAGGUUCGGCUGAUUUGUCGCAGCCACAGCAAAAUGCAGAGGAGAAGGCAGCGGGUUUGUCUGUGACUGAAGAGGUGGCUGUGAAGCCAGUGGUGGAGGAAAUUGUGGGAGACUGCUCCCUCACAGAGGAGACCGGGGAGAAAAAGAGUGCUGUCUCCCAUGGCCAUACCAACAGCGAGGUGUCUCCGUUGGUGAAAAAGAAAGAGUCGCUGGGGGAGCUGACUUGUGCUGACCUGUCUCACCCGGAUCUGCCGACAGACGCGGAGGAGAACAGCGAGGCUGGAGCCCCGCCCCUGGAGACACUGGACAUAGACCAGCGGUCAGGCCUAGAGCGCAGCACAAGCAACUCCAUGCCAGAGCUGGAGAGUAAGAGAGGCCUUGGUGGCAAAGGAUUACGUCAACGGCAGUCAGCCACUGCUCGCAUUCCCACUGAGGUUGCUGAAGACUUUCAGCAGGAAGCGGGAGCAGCUGGUGUAGACGGGCAGAGAAUUGAAGCUGAGUCAGGGGACACGCCCCCGAGACAGAGGCCCCGCCCUAAUGGUCUGGGCAACCAGGUCUUUGCGGGAGGAUCCCGCCAGAAUCUUGGAAACGAAAAUGGAGCCCGUCAAGGAAAUUCUUUCGACUUUUCUAUUCUUCUGAUUGUUGGUCUUAGCCUUGCUACAAUCCUUAUAUUGCUCAAUCGUGUUGCCCAGGCAAUAGAUUGGUCAUAGUUGUUCACUGGACAUGUGUACUUUAAGUGUUCUCUCCUCAUUGCUGGUGAGGAGUCACAUUCAGUGACUCUGUUCUUUUGGAUCUUUCUCCAAACUGGUGCUGUGACAAGAACAUUGUAAAGAAAAUGUAUUUAUUUAAAUAUAUGCAAAAUGUGGCACUCUUCUGUGGUCUAUAAUUGAAAGGUCAUAUUUUGUACUGUUGUUAAAAGCUCAGUGUGACGCUUAAGCAUUUCUGAUGAAGUAUAUUUUAAAGAACCAAAAACAGAAAAGUGCAUGGAAAGCUAAAUAUGCAAUGAGAUUUGCUACCCCUUUAUGGUGGGCUUUUUUUUCAAAACAAUUUGCCCAUGGCUAAAGUCCCAAAUUUUCUUCUGAUGUAGUGUGUUACAGCUCUGAUUUAUGAAAGACAUGAUUGGGUAGCCUGCUAUGUGGCUCCUGGUCUAUACUACACAUGGGUACACUAUGUCAAGAGUAUAAUAAGGUGGCGAAAAUCAAGUUGUGGAUUAAGUGGCCCUGCAGAUCUGCGUUUAUGAAUUCCUUUGAUAUUACCUGUGGGUUUUUUUAUGUCCUUGAUAGACAUUACUGUGGCACAUGGACUAUAUUCCUAUCUCAUUACUUCUGGGCGGUUUACAGAUUAGGUAUAGUUUUCGUUAAAGGGUGGCUUAGUAUGAUUAGGAAGUUCAAGUCUGUCUGACGCGUACCAUGUUUCACUAGUAGUUUACUCAAACCAUUCUUUUUGUCAAAUUGUAUCUGUCCUGGAAUCAUGGAGUAGAAUUUAUUAUAAAUUUCACUUAGACUAGGUCAGAAUAAUGGAAUAAUGCUUGGGAAAAGGGAGCAUAAAAAGCAAGAAAGUGUAAAAGGCUGUUUUUGUUAUUGACAUUGGUUUCCUUCGUUUGCCAUGUGUUAAGUUGUCCAAUCUCUCUAAAUGGAUUUAUUUCCUUCAGCUGUUUGCUGAGUAGAUUGUACAGAGCUUUUUAGGCUGGCAAAAUAAUGGGGGGGGGCAUUGUAUUGGUAACAAAAUAACAUUCAGUCUUCUGUUAACCUUGCACUGGCAGUUUAUAGUUUUCUGUCCAUAGUAGUUAUUCUGAUUAAAACACAUCAAUAAUUCAUGUUUUGUUAACAACAGCAUAUACUUUCUCAUUUGGGUAGGGUUAUUGUUUGGCAAAAA
Molecule: messenger RNA, 3284 nt
Organism: Aplysia californica (California sea hare)
Lineage: Eukaryota; Metazoa; Mollusca; Gastropoda; Aplysiida; Aplysiidae
Exons: 7
Coding region: 164-2119 (651 amino acids)
Source: RefSeq, a predicted model, not a curated record